GACUCAUUUCAGUCAUCAUCUAAAUGCUCCCUGAUAGCACAGCGGUGUUUGGGGAAACUUUAGCUCGGGCUGCUGCGCUAGAAUCACAAAUAUGAAAAUGUGUCGGAUACGCGAGGGGCUGAUUAGAUGCUGGUUAGUGUAAUCAGACUAAUCUUUUUUUUAGCGUUAAAGUGGACUGGAGGAAGACAAAGGGACCCGUUUUACAUCCCGUUGUGUUUCUGUUCACAUUUAUUUCAAUUGUUUCUUCUAUUUAAUCAGCGCUAUUGGAUAGAAACCCCGCGGGUCGCCGGACGGUUGCAGAACCUUAAUCAUCCCCAACCGUGUAGGAGACUUUCCUUAGUGUGUUAAAGUUAAAUGAUCACUGAAGAUGUGGAUAAUUGUAACGUUUAUCUUAGCAGUGGUGCAUGUGGAGGUGGGCCUUGGGUGUCAGCUGGCCGGGGACUGGAGACCCCAGACCGAGGCGUGCCGCGCUGAACUCGCGGAGAUCAUCGUGUUCGCCAAGGUGCUCGCGCUGCACCAGGAGUCGUACAGCGUGUACAACUCUCUUCCCUGGAGGCACGACCCGGAUCUGUUUUACACCGCCGAGGUGGAGCUGCUCUGCGACCAGGCCUGGGGUAGCAUGCUGGAGAUCCCCGCCGGGUCCCGGCUCAACGUCACCGGGCUGGGCUACUUCCAAUGCUUCACCUACAGCGUCACAGAGAACAACUCCUAUUAUUUCUUCCUAAGGAUGGAUGAGAACUACAGCAUCCUUCCCCAUGGGGUCAACUUCCAGGACCCCAUCUUCCCCGACACGGCCGAGAGCCACCACAUGUUCUCCAGCCUCUUCCAGUUCUCCAACUGCACGGCCGGGACGCAGGUCCACACCUACAGCCCCGAGUGGGAGGCUCAGGAGGACAGCAGGCUGCUCUGCUCGGCAGUGCAGAAGGCCCUGUUUGAGGAAGAGGAGGAGGUGAGGACCCUCUCGGUGAAGGUGAGGACCCUGGAGAAGGCCAACGGACACCUGAGGGAGAAGGUGAAGACCCUGAAGCGACUGCUGCGGCAGGCCAGGCAAGAGACCACCGUCAAGGAACAGCAGACCCACAGCCUCAAGCAGCUCUACCAGGCACACCCUCAGGCCCACCCAGACCAGGACACCCGCCAGGACCAGGGGACCCCCCGGCUCAAGAAGGGCCUCACCAAGACCUUAAGGGACUAAAGUACCACACUCACUCUGUGUUAUCGCUGUUUUUUAACAACCCCGGCUGUGUCUUUCAAAGAGCAUCUUAGACACCUAGGAGGGACAUUUAGGACUGUUUGUUAUGUAAUGUCCGUGCAUUCAGUAAGAUGAAUAAGGUCCUGCCAUUGGUUUGGACUGUGUGAGCCUCUGAUAUGGGGAGUGAAUCACUUUGUUGGUCCUCCAGUGCACUACUUUUAUAUUCUUAUACUUUUGUUGCUGAUGCUUACAUUCAUAUCAUUUCAUAGUAGGAUUAACUGAAGCAACAUUUGAUCUUAUGUCAUUAUACACGUUAUAAACAAACAAAAAUACUUAAACAUUUCUCGAAGGAUUGAGCCAUGGUGGGAUUUCAAAGAAGGAGCUCUAGGCUGAUGGAUUCGUUGAAGGAUUUGGAUGUCCUUAUUGGAAUAUCAUUUUUUUAUUUUUUCUGUGCUGGACACAUGUAUGUUAUGUUGUGCUAGCAUUUAUACGAAAUUACUAUAUGUUUGAUUUGCAGGAUCAAAAUCCACACUUCUUUUUCUGAAAAUGUGAUGCAUUGUGGUACUGGCGGGCGUUGUGUGUAGCAGAAGGGUCCAUCCAGGGUUUUAUUAAGGUCGUUAUCUGGAUGUGCCACUCUGCAUCACGAGAAACCAUACAUGGGUGAGGUGAGGUGUAUCAGGGACCAGGUUCAAUCACAACAGAGUCCUUUUAUGGUCCAGUAAUGUUCUCAUGCUCCCUAUAGUUUAACCAUAAUUAAUUGAACCCAUUACUAUUUAAUUUACAGUGGUUAUGAUUUGUUCAAAGUAUGUGAGGGGACAACGAUGUUCAUCAGCAUACGUUCAUAUGUAAUCCUUUCUGGAGUUACAGUUGACUUCUAUCCACACUGGCCUUGUUGUGCCAGUUACUGUACAUAGUGCAUACAAAAGUCCAGGAAAUUGUUUCACUUGUUGAGGUUACUCAGUGUUCUUUUUUUUAAAAGUUGGAUUGAUUGAAUGAUAUUUUUUUGUCAUUAAAAUAUGGUGCUGAGCACUCAAAUA
Molecule: messenger RNA, 2229 nt
Organism: Gadus chalcogrammus (walleye pollock)
Lineage: Eukaryota; Metazoa; Chordata; Actinopteri; Gadiformes; Gadidae
Gene: ccdc3b
Product: coiled-coil domain containing 3b
Exons: 3
Coding region: 368-1195 (275 amino acids)
Biological process (GO): negative regulation of gene expression
Cellular component (GO): extracellular region
Source: RefSeq, a predicted model, not a curated record